GCAUCAUUUACCUACGUUUUGUUAAUUUUAAUGUGUCAUGUAAUUUGGUGGUUAAUUUAUUGAGAAUUUAUUAUGCUAAGAGCUCGGAGCUAUUAGCGCUAUUGAAUAAGUUAGUGUAUUAAGCUAGUUAUAGUUUUAGGUACUGUAAUCGCUUUAGGUCCACAUCAAAUAGCAUAAGUUUAAUAGCCAAGUCACCUUUUUUGUUUGGUAACAACAGCUGUGGUUUUCUUUCCACAAUGUCGACUGUCAUGUUUACAGGAAAUGUCCCUGCAACUUUAGAUUUAGAUUCAUUGCAAAAGAUUCACGAUGAGUUAAAAAAAAACACUACAAACUCCACAAAUUCAAACAAGCGAGAAAAUAAUGCUAGAUCUGUGAAAAAUAGUAUCGAGGGCGACACGAUAGCUUCUUUAAAAUAUACAGCUGUACAAACGUGUGAUAUAUUUGAUAAAGUACUACAAAACAAAAGUUACGCUUUGCGAUGCUUAGCUCUAACAUCUGUAAAAUUGACUAACGAUUUUUACCAACACGUUUUAGACUCUAUCUCUGAUAUUAUUGAAUCAACUGCAAAGAGAAUACUUAGAAAUUAUAUAAAAACGUCUACAAACGCCAAACAUAUAAAUUCUAUUCUUAAUACCCUCAUGAUUUGUUUGAUGGAAAGUGAGAUGGAAUUCUCAAUUUUUGAAAACUUUGAGCCGCACGAAUGGCGGAUAGAAAUGCUUACAUAUUCACUGUUUAGUGCAUGGGACGUCGAUUUUAACACAAGAAAAAAUCUAAUAGACAAAAUGAAUAAUAUGGAGUCAAUCAACUACAAUAAACAUAGCACAUAUUCCAUAGAAGACGUAUUGGAUAUUAUUCUAUCCAGUGAAGUUGACGUUUAUUUUUUUAGUGAUCUUCUUAAUCUGAUGGAGCAGAAUCCGGAUUGCUUGGAUGUGAUUAGGCAGAAUAUACUGUUAACUAAGUUUCCGUUACUUCAAUAUGAAAUAGAGAAAAUGAAAACGCACUAUCUCUCUGAGUAUUUUAACCUGUUCGACAAUACUGAUAACAAUAUUGAUCUUAAAUACCUUACUAAAUAUCCUUGUGAUGUACUGAACAUUUUAUUGAGUAAAACACCGAAUGAACUGAAUGACCUAGAACGAUUACUAGAACUCAGUUUAAUGGACAUGACAAAACGAAUCAAACUUCUUCUCAAACUAAAGAAAAAAGAAUCUAUUCUGAAAUGGAAGUACGAAAUAGUAUUUGAGAUAGUAAAGGAAAGAAUUGCGAUUAUAUUUUCAUCUUACAAAGAAUACCUACAGUUGCAGCGUAACGUUUCCGAAAAUUUAUUUUUGCCGUCGCAAUUUACAAUUUCGUGUACGUGUUAUAUUUCAGAUUGUCGGUUCCACAAAACUACGGAAUGUUGUGACCUAUUGUAUAACUUGAACUGCUCAAUAGCGAGAGUGAUGUUCAAUUGCAUGGAAUUAUCAGAGUGCACUAUUAAUUUAGUGGACACAUUGAUCUUAAAAUUCAUGAGUUCAGAAAAGAUUAUUCAAGUCAUCAAAGCACUCGAUAUUGUUGAAGACUACGAAAUUAAAUUUAAAGAAGAAGAAUUAGACGCACUUUUUUCAAAAAUUUUCAGUUGUACGAAUUUUGAUCGUGAAGUUCAUGAAUACGUUGUUCAGAAAUAUUUUACAGGUUCUUAUGAAAAAACAGUAGAUCAACUGCUUGGUGAGAUAGAGAGAGAGACGGACUCUGUGGUCGAUAUGUUUGAUAAAGUGCAGUCUUGUUAUAAAAAAUCAUCUGUCCUUUUUCGUGAGGAAGUUCCAAUAAAUAAUUGGGAUGAAAAACAAUUAAGGAUGUGGAGUAAACUGGCUAGGUGUCAGGAAAAUACGAAUAAAAUUCCCGAUGAAGAAAUAUUAGCAGUUAUUAAAGCUGCAGCUAAAAAUACUUUAAACCUUCAACUUCGGCACAUUCAACUCAUAUCUGUGAUUUUGAUGAUAAAAUCUAACAAAGGAAAAGGAAGACUGAGUCAAAUCAAUACUGGCGAAGGUAAGACUCUUAUAAUUGCAAUAUUAGCUGCUUAUAAUGUAUUGAAAGGUCAUACUGUAGAUGUUUACACAAGCUCGGCUUUAUUAGCCAUCCCCCAAUCGAAAAAGUAUGGAAACUUCUAUUCUGUUUUAAAUAUAACAAUUACACAUAACAUUGAAUAUAAUUCCGACUAUGACAAAGAUGUGAUUUAUGGUACGAACCAUUCCUUUCAACGUGAUGUACUCCGCGAUGAGUUCAGAAAAUCAGGAGUACGAAAAAACCGUAAGUUUGAUAUUGCCAUAGUCGAUGAAGUAGAUAACAUGCUUAUAGAUGGCAACAAUUGGACCCUGAAGAUGAGAAGCGAUAUGCCUGUGAUGGAUUAUUUAGAAGUGUUGCUUGCAGCUAUUUAUAUACAAGUGAAUGAAGCUGCUCGAUCUUUGAUUCAGAAAGACGGAAAAACAUAUUAUUUGGUACAAGAGACUCCAUUAAAUGACGAUGGUUCUGUAAAACCAAAAAUCGAUGUUGAAGAGGUGGAAAUUAAAGGAUCGAUAAAAAGUUUUAUAAUGGAAUGCACCAACAAUCACAUGCGAAAGUUGAUUCGAGAUGUUGAACACUGCAAAAACAUAGAAAAAGGCUACCCCGAGAUCAAAAUACCAAAUCAUUUAAGAGAAGUAAUUUGUAAAGUCCAGUUAGAGAAAUGGAUAUCGAAUGCAAUAAGUGCAAGAUUUCAAUAUGUUAAAGACGAGGAUUAUAUUUUAAAAAACGGCAAAAUUAUAAUUGUGGAUGCAGAUAACACAGGUGCAUUACAGCUUAACAGUUCGUGGUCAAACGGUUUACAUCAAUUUCUUCAAAUAAAGCAUGGAGCCAGAGUUGAACCGGAAAAUUUUACAUCUAAUUUCAUAUCAAACGUUGCACUUUUUAACAGGUAUGUUUCAAAAGUGUAUGGAUUAACAGGGACUUUAGGAAGUGCAGAAGCCAAGUCAUUUUUACAAAAUACUUACAAUGUGGACUCUGUAGUCGUACCACCUUUCAAAUUGAAACAACAUAAACACCUAAAACCCAUUAUGAUAAAUAAUAAAGAAAACAGGUACGAAGAAAUUGCUAAGAGUUGCAUCAGAAAACUGAGUUAUGGUCAAGCAGCAUUGAUCAUCAUAAAAUAUAUACGAGAAGCUGAAGAACUUAGGGACAUCUUUCUGUACAAAUUCAAUUACGACAGUUCGAAAGUAAAACUUGUUAAGACAGAUGACGAUUCUGAAAUUUUAGAGAAACUUUUAAAUUCAGGAGAAGUAAUAAUAACGACAAAUAUUGCUGGUAGAGGCACUGAUAUCAACUUAAGUAAAGACGUCGAACAAAAUGGAGGAUUACAUGUAUGUCUUACAUUUUUGCCGUUAAAUUCCAGAGUGGAGCAUCAAAAUAUAGGUAGAACUUCCAGAAAAGGUAAUAAAGGAACUAGUCAAUUAGUCAUCCAUGAUCCUCAAGGAUUUGGUGAAAUAAAGGCUAUAAGGGCUUUGCGAGAUAAAAAAGAAGCAAACGCCAUGUCCCAAGCCUCGGAAACUGUAAAAAAAAUUAAAACUAAAGAUACAAUUUUUCGUAGUUUUUGUGAAAUUUUGAAUAAAAUUGUAGAUCCCCAUAAUGACUUACAAGAAACAUAUCAGACUGCUGCUGAGGAACGCUUUGCAAUUUGGUUGGUAAUUAAUACAGAACAUGGCAUUGAAAAAGAUGUACAUGAACGAUUUGAGACUUUCAAAAAAGAAAUAUUGAAUGAUUAUCAAAACAAUUGUUUGAUAAAAAAUCCUUGUAUGUAUAUAAACCUUGGCAAUAAAUAUCUUGCCAAGAAAGAAUACGAAAAAGCUAUUCUAAAAUAUAAUCAAGCUAUUAUUUUAGAUAAAAAUUUUUCUGAAUUUGCAUAUUACAAUCGCGCUCGCUCUUAUUUAGCGAAAUACGGAAGCGAUAUGAAAGAAAAUGAGCAUUUUAUCAAUGAGGCAAUCAAAGAUCUAGAAAACACCAGGAAACUUAUAGUUGAAAAAGAAUAUGCCUUGCAUUUAUUACAAACUGCAUCGCAAGGUGAAGUAUUUUCAGAACAAGUAAGCCACAAGCUAAAUCUUUACAACUAUAUAAAAAAUACUAUAGACCUUGCAAUCGGCCCAGACGUAAAAGCACUCAAUGAGCAAACAAAAAGAAUUACAGAAGAAUUAAAAAAGCCUGACUUGGAAACAGAUGUUAAAAGUAAACUGGAAGAAAGUUUGAAAGAGCUAAAUGAAUACAAAAAAGAAACUGGAACGAUUGGAAGAGCAAAAUGUAAAAGCUUUAAUAUAAGUGUAGAUUCCAUCGGAAAAGAUUUCAUCCCAAGCUCUGAUUUAGAAUCACAUAAACAGGAGCUCCAAGAAUUGAAAAUGAACGGUUGGUUGGAUGGAUUUAAGGUUACUGAAAUUAAGCCCAUUGAUUGGUAUGCCGUGACAGGUUUACUCUUCAUAGGAUUGGGACAAUUAAUUAUUGGAGCUGCUUUAACCGUAUUUACCCUCGGCGCCGGAGCAACGAUUGGUAUGGGACUUAUAGGUGAAGGAGUCAGUGACAUCAUAACGGCUGUAAAAGAUGGCAUCUUUAAUCGAGAUUUUGAUUGGGCGACUUGGGCAUUAAUGAAAGCGAUAAGUAUAGCAGUGACUGUAUGUUGUGCUGGAUUAAAAGCAAUUAAAGAUGUAGCAAAAACUGCUUAUGCAGGAGCUAAAAAUGUUGUCACAAGUGGUGUCAAAUGUGUAACACAGACUACAAAAGAAGGGUGGGUGUUCGUAGCCAAAAAAAUUGGUCUUGAUUUAGCAAAAGGUGUAGCUAAGGAAAUAGUAACUGACUUGGUUGCUUACAGCAUCGACAAAACGAUUUUACCGAUGAUAGAAGAAAUUCUUAUAGACAAAGUUAGAGAACCUAUUCAAGAGGCUUUACUUAACAACUCUAAAGUAGCUAAGAUGUUACAAUUUGAUGUUAAAAAUGGUAAUCACAAUUUUGAAAAUGAAAUAAGAAGCAUAGCACAGAAACUGUUAACCCCUAAAGAAUAUUCUAAACUAAGAACAAUAGCGAUGACAAUAGUUACUCAAGUUGAAGAUAAAAAAGGUCUGACCAUAUCUAGACAAGUAUGUACGGGGCUUGAAGGUAUGUAUGAGUUGGCAACAUUCACAAGUAAUUUCAUUAGUAAACUUCUGAAUGAGAUUAACAGUAUAAAAGUUGACUUAGAAGCAGAUAAGAAUGAUGUCGCACAUAUAAACAAGACACAGUCAGAAGAAACUGCAAUUGAAGUAUAUCAUCAUAAUAAUGAAUUCAAAGAUUCCGAAAAUUACAUAGACUUAUCAAAAGCUCACCAAGCAGAGGAGCAAAUAAAACUAGAUAAAAAGCCUCAAUCCACAAGCAAUUUAUCAAGUGAAAUAGCUGGAAUGGUAUCAAGCAAUAUGAUACAAAUUCUAAAAGGAAAAAUUGUGACGCCAGUAGUCCAGAUGGGCGCAAAUUACACAAUUGAUCAAUUAUCGUCAAAUGUUAGUAGAUGUUUGGAUGGCGAAAUCGAAAAUUACAGGUCUAUGAAAAAUAUUAUAAAUAGCCAAAAUAAAUUGUCUAAAAAUAAAAAUAAUUCAAAACCAGCACUUAGCAAACAAGAAGAAAAAACAGUUGAUAAGAUAAUCGACGACCUAAAUAAAGGAGGACCAGCAGGACUAAUACACUUAGGAGCAAUCAGUACUGUUACCGAUCAUCCUAUUGAAGUUUAUGACGAAAAGGGCCGACACAAAUACACAAUUGGGGAUGACAAGAAAUCUAAACCAAUCCAAAUUCAAUAUAAUGCUCCAGAAGACGGGUCUGACGUUGGUCAUUUCACAUUGAAAGGUCAACGCGAACCUUCCCGUAAAAGUGACGCUGAUAAUAUGUGUUUAUUCAAUGUUAUAGCCGAGCAAACAGGCAAAAACCCAAAUGAUUUAAAAAACGAAACUCUCAAUGUUAUGAAAAACAACAAAGUAGAAAUUGCGAAACAAGUAAAACACAUGCACCGCCUGCAAAUGUAUGAUAGAUCCAGAUUACUGGAAGGCGGUGCACAAUACAAUGGAAAAAGGCCUAAGGACGCAAAACAUUUUAUUAGAAAUUCUUGUGGAGUAAAAGGAUUUAAAAAUAAAAAUAAAGGACAUGCUGAUAUCCAUUUUUCCUUUGAAGGUAAAACACAAGGUAUUCUUGAUAUAAUUUCUGAAGAAUCAAAACAUCCAAUAGAGAUUUAUGACUCAGAAGGUAACCUAUCAUAUACUGUUGGAGAAAAGAAUGGUAAACCUCCAAUUAAAAUACGAUACGAUAAGCAUACAAGCAAAAAUUCUGGCGGCUUCUGUUCUUUAGACGGCAAGGUCAAGUAUAACUUGCAUGAUCUUAAUGACAUGAAUUUUUAUAAAACCGUUAGUGAUCAUACUGGCUGCGAUGCCAAAAAUUUAAAAAAGACUAUAUCUAGCAAUAUGGAUGCCAAGCCAGCACCUGCAACAGGAUUUCUUUCAGACGCCAACGGAGAACUCGGGUUUCACUAUCUAUACAGCAAAAUGGAUGCCAAGUCAGUACCUGCUUCUAGAAAUUGUGUUGAAAAUGAGAGCCUAAAGUGUCCAAAAACAGGAUUUCUUUCAGAGGAGGACGGAGCACUCGUGUUUCACUACGCAAUGCAGACUGAGAAGGCUAAGAAAGCUAUGGAGGAGCUCAACAAAUACGGGCCUGGUUCUAAUAAAAUCACUACUCAUAGAAGACAAGAGGUCUUGAUAGCUGCCAAAGAUUUGAACCUACCAAGUCCGGUUUAUGGUGGAUCUUGGGAAAAUGGAAAGCUUAUUGUGUCUUGGCCAGUCACAGACGUUAUGUUAGUUUUGCAACACUACGAUGGACAUCAAUAUAAUAAAAAUGCAAGAGCUCAUAUACAGACGUUCUACCCGUGCAACCCUAUGAACUAGGCCUUCGGUAAAUAUACGGCCAACGUCAAAUAGACUACCUACGUCUAGUCCACGCCACUUCGAGUGAGUUUCUCAAGCGUCUUGUACCUACCGAAAUUAGCGAGCGUUCAGUCAUUCGGUCAAACGGCUUCGUAUACCUCCGAAAAAGGACGGGCGAAAAACCUAUUAGUGUCUAAACACACUAUGCCGAAGUUACGCGGCGGAAUUCUUUCAGAUUCCAUAUUGUGUCCAAACGAGUACGGAAACUCAUUAGUGUAAUGCGAAAUAUACGCAAUGCGGUCGAUGGUAAUAUCUUAUAGAAAUAUUAAAUUUCAUGAAAAUCGUUGGAGCC
Molecule: messenger RNA, 7284 nt
Organism: Aricia agestis (brown argus)
Lineage: Eukaryota; Metazoa; Arthropoda; Insecta; Lepidoptera; Lycaenidae
Exons: 1
Coding region: 237-6953 (2238 amino acids)
Biological process (GO): protein import; protein targeting
Cellular component (GO): membrane
Molecular function (GO): ABC-type protein transporter activity; ATP binding; protein binding
Source: RefSeq, a predicted model, not a curated record